AUGUCUUGCUUAUAUAGCCAUGUGGCGUGGUCAUAUUUUAUUCAAUAAAGGAAGUGUGGCUGUGCUCUGAGGACGAGGAAGUUUAAUUUUUAUAAAGUUCGCGUGUUUUCAGGCCUUCAGGCUUAAUUUAGCGGUAAUUUCUCGCUUUGGCUGAAGAAAACAGACUGGAUAAAAUGAAGUACAUUAUAGGAAUCGGCGGGGUGACAAAUGGAGGGAAAACCACACUGACCAAUAGGUUAGUCAAAGACUUGCCUAACUGUUGUGUGGUUCACCAAGAUGACUUUUUCAAGCCACCGGAUCAGAUAGAAGUCGGAGAGGACGGCUUUAAACAGUGGGAUGUGAUAACAGCGCUGGACAUGGAGGCCAUGGUGAACACCAUCAAAGGCUGGCUCGAAAACCCAGUGAAAUUUGCAAGAUCCCACGGCAUUCAAGUGACUCCAGCUACAGAAAUUGGCUCUCCAGAGAGCCAAAUCCACAUCCUAAUUGUGGAAGGAUUUCUUCUGUACAAUUACAAGCCUUUGAUGGAUGUGUACGACAAAUGUUAUUACAUCACCAUCCCCUACGAGGAGUGCAAAAGAAGGAGAAGUACAAGACAGUACACAGUCCCUGACCCUCCUGGCCUGUUUGAUGGCCAUGUAUGGCCCAUGUACUUGAAGCACAGAAUGCAGAUGGAGGAGAGCUGUUUGCCCAUUGACUACCUGGAUGGCUUGAAAACCAAAGAUGAGAUCUACAACCAGGUGUAUGAAGACAUCCACAAUACACUUCUGAAUCGUUUAUAGCAGGAGCAUCCUGAGCAGCAGCUCCCAUUGUACAGAACUGUAAAUACCUCCCACUGAAGACCCUUUCAUCCUGAAGAUUUUUCUUUCUUUUGUUUUUCUUUACAUUUUUAAACCAAAUGCAUAUGUUUUGUAAAUAGUAUGAUGGAAUGUUAACUUAUGACAUUGGAGGAACAUUUUUCAUUUUAGUUUUUUGUUAUGGAAUUAUUUUAUUGUUUGUAUUUGAAAAUACUAUUCAAGGAAGUACCUAGUUACCCUCAUUCCAUGAAGGCAAUAAUCUCCUUUCCAUUCAAUGAAGAAUGUUUGCCAAAUAAACUCCAGUUUGUUACUGUC
Molecule: messenger RNA, 1109 nt
Organism: Astyanax mexicanus (Mexican tetra)
Lineage: Eukaryota; Metazoa; Chordata; Actinopteri; Characiformes; Acestrorhamphidae
Gene: mibp
Product: muscle-specific beta 1 integrin binding protein
Exons: 8
Coding region: 174-779 (201 amino acids)
Cellular component (GO): cytoplasm
Source: RefSeq, a predicted model, not a curated record